This is a messenger RNA of Effrenium voratum, 2490 nucleotides long. Lineage: Eukaryota; Dinophyceae; Suessiales; Symbiodiniaceae. The record is from the annotation of a GenBank genome assembly.
AUGCUCAAUUCGGCCGGGACUACGAAGCUAGUCUGGGACCACAUCUACAGCACAACUUUGCGGGACGACUUCCGCCCUCCUACAGAGGCCGCGGGCAGGCUUCUGCCCCGCAACUACGACCGGCCCAACCACCCCGGCUACGGCCUAGCCGAUCGGGUGAAGCUCUUCCUGCUUCCGCUCCUCACCUGGCAGGCCAUCAAGGAGGCUAAGGGCUUCGACGGAGGUUUCACGUUCUGGCUUCUGCCUCACAUCGGACAGCUGCAAAUUCUGCGGUGGGACUUCGAGGCCAAUUACCGCUCCUUCGAGUCCUGGAGCAUACGUCAGCGUUGCUCGCUUCUCAAGGCCAGGCGUCAGGAGCACAUCCGCGAGGCUUUCCAGGAUGUGACCAAAGCAGAGCGACAGCCGCUAACCACGCUUCUGCUCGCAGACGAAGCCACUAUCACCGACAUUGAUCCUCGCACCCAUCAUGUCGCUCUGGACCACGAUCUGCAGGAGGACAACUCAGGCCGAUGGCUUCUUGAGGACUCUCCAGCACGAGUCACACGGCUGUCCCCUUUCACCUACCAGGUUGACUCGGACCUCCUGCUCUGUCCCGGUCAACAACUCCGUUAUGAGCGGGUCGUCUCUGACCCUUCCGAGCUUGCGAUCCACCUGCAGCAGUACUGGUCCGCCCGAUGGAAUUUGGAUCAUCCACCGGAUCCUGCCACCUGGCAGCGGGUCCUGGCAUUCGCUCGUGCUUACCUGCCUCGGCAUACCUUUUCAUGCCCCGACCUGGCAGUUGAAGCAUGGGAACUCGGCACAAAGAAGUUUGCAGCUAGAUCGGCCCGCGGCCCAGACGGCUUCGACCAUCUUGAUCUCGGGCUGAUGCCUGCCUCUUUCAAGCGCCAGAUAUUACAGCUCCUUACGCACAUUGAAUCCGGGGCCUCCUGGCCCCAGCAACUCCUCAAGGGGUUCAUCCAUCCCCUCCCCAAGCACGAUGCGGCUACCGUCAUUUCACACUACCGACCCAUAGUGGUCUUCUCCAUGAUCUAUCGUUGCUGGGGCUCCCUUCGCUCAGGAUGUCUGCUACAGCAGCUCAGUCAGGUGCUUCCACGAGGCAUCCUCGGCUUCAUCCCUGGCCGGGAGACUGGUGAUUUCUGGUAUUACACCCAGGCUCUCCUUGAGUGUGCUCUGCAACAGCAACUUCCCAUUUGCGGCUGCACCACCGACAUCCGCAAAGCCUUCGAGCAUAUACCGCGGGAUGUCUUCUUCCAAACUGCCACCGCUCUUGGCUUUCCACCUCGGGUUCUGGGCGCGUGGCAGGCCUUUUUGGAGCAAGUUCAGCGGCACUUCCUGGUGCAGGACCAUCUCAGCACAGAGAUCACCUCGAACAGUGGGUUUCCUGAGGGAUGCUCCCUCUCGGUGGUGUGCAUGUGCAUCAUCGACUGGAUCUGGGAUGCCUAUCAGUCGGCCUUCGCCCCAAGCACCAUACCGUCGUCCUAUGUGGACAACCUAGAGCUGCUUGCACGGGACGUAGGCUCCCUACUACGUGGUCAACUGGUCAUGGAGGAGUUCUACAAUCUUUGGGCACUUUGCCUGGAUCCCGGGAAAACCUACUACUGGGCUACCAAUAGCAAGGACCGUUCCUUCUUACGACAGCUCGGCCACCGUGUCGAGCUUGCCCAUGCCGAUCUUGGAGGUGCGCUCACCUUUUGCCGCUCGCGUGCUCUCGGUUCGUUCCGGGCACGACUGGACUCCUUGGAGCCGCUUUGGCCCAAGCUGCGGCGGUCUUCAUCGCCCACAGCGAUCAAGCAGCUCAUACUACGACAAGCCUUCUGGCCCAAAGCGUUGCACGCUGUCUCCAUCUCGCUGCUACCCUGGGCAGAGAUCGCUCAACUACGCACCAAGGCAGUUCGGGCACUUGGCCACGGCAAGGCAGGUGCCCAUCCGGGCAUUCGGCUGGGUCUACUCAGCGGCAAUGUCGCCACGGACCCAGGAGCCUUCCAGCUCAUCAGGGUCUUCCAUGACGCUCACCGCUUCCUGACCAAAGACCGCAGGAUCCUCGACAUGUGGCAAUCCUUCCACGAGCACUUUCACGGCUCCAUGCUCUCCGGGCCGUUUAGCAAGCUUGUUGACCAAUGCGACCUCAUCUGGUGGCGGGUUGAAUCCCCACCAGUUCUACUUGACCACCACGGCCUGCCAGUCGACCUCUUGACAGACCCUUGGCCUUCUACCCAGGCACGUCUUGAAGACGCAUGGCGGCAGAGACUCGCGCGCGAGGUCGCUCAUCGCCAGGAUUACAGCGGGCUCGUGGGCCUUCAAUGGCCACCCAGUAGGCAUGAGGCACAUCUCACGGCACUUCAGCACGCUCAGGUCAAUGCCCUGCGUGAGGGCACUUUCCUCACUGGGCAUGUGCAGGGUAAGUUUGACCUGGUUAAGGGCACGGCUUGCCCUUUUUGUGGUGCCGAUGACACACUGGCGCAUCGCUGUUUUGGUUUGUCCGGCCUUUGA